GCACCCAGCGCGGCCGUCACCUACGAGACGUGUUGGGGCUACUACGACGUGAGCGGCCAGUACGACAAGGAGUUCGAGUGUAACAACAGCGAGAGCGGCUACCUGUACUGCUGCGGCACCUGCUACUACCGCUUCUGCUGCAAGAAGCGCCACGAGAAGCUGGACCAGCGCCAGUGCACCAACUACCAGAGCCCGGUGUGGGUGCAGACGCCCAGCACCAAGGUGGUGUCGCCGGGGCCCGAGAACAAGUACGACCCGGAGAAGGACAAGACCAACUUCACCGUCUACAUCACCUGCGGGGUGAUCGCCUUGGUCAUCGUGGCUGGCGUCUUCGCCAAGGUGUCCUAUGACAAGGCCCACCGCCCUCCACGGGAGAUGAACAUCCACAGGGCACUGGCUGACAUCUUACGGCAACAGGGACCAAUCCCCAUAGCACACUGUGAAAGAGAAACAAUCUCGGCUAUCGAUACCUCUCCCAAAGAGAACACGCCGGUCAGAUCGUCCUCCAAAAACCACUACACCCCUGUGCGCACGGCCAAGCAGACUCCAGGGCAUUAUGGGAAGGACACUUACCGAAGUGGAGGGCCUGAUCUCCAUAACUUCAUCUCAUCUGGAUUUGUCACAUUAGGAAGAGGACACACGAAGGGUGAUCAUCAGUGUAACCACCUGAUUUUAAGCAGUGCUACCCAGACCCCUACACAUGAGAAGCCACGGAUGAACAACAUCCUGACAUCAGCCACUGAGCCCUAUGACCUCUCCUUCUCCCGCUCCUUCCAGAACUUGGCUCACUUGCCCCCUUCCUACGAGUCAGCAGUAAAGACUAACCCCAGCAAGUACUCAUCCUUGAAAAGGCUAACAGAUAAGGAGGCCGACGAGUAUUACAUGCGGAGGCGGCACCUGCCGGACCUGGCAGCCCGCGGCACCCUCCCCCUCAACGUCAUCCAGAUGUCGCAACAGCAGAAGCCGCUGCCGAGGGAACGGCCCCGCCGGCCCAUUCGAGCCAUGUCGCAGGACAGGGUUCUGUCCCUGGAGCGGGGCCUGCCGGAUGAGUUCGGCAUGCCCUACGACCGCAUCCUGUCGGACGAGCAGCUGCUGUCCACCGAGCGCCUGCACUCACAGGACCCGCUGCUGUCCCCGGAGCGGACGGCCUUCCCCGAGCAGGCCCUGUCGCGGGCCAUCUCGCACACAGACGUCUUUGUGUCUACGCCCGUGCUGGACCGCUACCGCAUGACCAAGAUGCACUCCCAUCCCAGUGCCUCCAGUAACUCCUACGCCACCCUGGGCCAGAGCCAGACGGCGGCCAAGCGCCAGGCCUUCGCCUCGCGCAGACACAACACCGUGGAACAGCUGCACUACAUCCCGGGCCACCACACCUGCUACACAGCCAGCAAGACUGAAGUGACCGUGUGACUGGGCAGGCCGGGCCGCUGGGCAAGCAGGGCAGGAGCUGGGGGGCCUGGAGCGGGGCUUCCAGCCUCAUACUUCCCCCUCCCCUCGGCCUUGCCCUGGGAGUGGGGGUGGGCUGCCUUUGCCCAGAAAGCCAUACCCCAGGGGCACAGCUCAGGCGGUCCAACCUCAGACCUAGGAUCUAGAGCAUCUCUCCCCCUCUUCCACAAGAGUCACAGGGGAGUGAGGGAGGGGCUAGGCCCCUGCCUCGCCCCCCAGCCCCUUUGCCAAUCCCCUUCCAGGCCCCUCUCCUGUCCUGGGGACUCCGCUGCAGGUUCCGUCAGCCAGGAAACCCUCUCCGGACCCCGGUCCGGUGCCAGCAGGCGCAGUCAGUGGGCUGACCGGAUAGGCUAGUCCCUUCCACUCACCUAGAACCGCAUCACAGGAAUCUUCUAGUGCCUCAAAACUGCCUGCUCGCUCUUGCAGAGCCAGGGAGCUGCUGUGUCCAUAAGCACAAUAACGAUUCUUCUCUGCCUGCUGG
Messenger RNA from Trichechus manatus latirostris (Florida manatee), 1927 nucleotides. RefSeq names its product shisa family member 6 (gene SHISA6). Gene Ontology annotation, biological process: regulation of AMPA receptor activity; regulation of short-term neuronal synaptic plasticity. Lineage: Eukaryota; Metazoa; Chordata; Mammalia; Sirenia; Trichechidae. The record is from RefSeq and is a predicted model, not a curated record. The transcript has 6 exons. Gene Ontology annotation, cellular component: postsynaptic density; dendritic spine membrane; postsynaptic membrane. The annotation marks the transcript as partial.